Messenger RNA from Pseudoliparis swirei, 3476 nucleotides. RefSeq names its product GTP binding protein 1 (gene gtpbp1). The transcript has 14 exons. Gene Ontology annotation, biological process: translational elongation. The coding region runs from base 168 to 2195 and encodes 675 amino acids. Gene Ontology annotation, molecular function: GTPase activity; translation elongation factor activity; GTP binding. The record is from RefSeq and is a predicted model, not a curated record. NCBI's taxonomy places the organism in Eukaryota, Metazoa, Chordata, Actinopteri, Perciformes, Liparidae.
GUCAGCAUAAGGGAGGUGUAACAGUGUGACGUACCCGCCCGUAGCCUCCACACCGCGGCGUAUUCAACGCUGCAGCUCGCGGUGGACUCUCCAGCGUGUGCGCGUGUGUUGCUGCCAACCCUCAUCACAACAGCGUUGAUAUCUACCACUGCGAGGCUGGCAUAAGGAUGGCAUCAAUGGCAGCGGCGCACGAGCCAGGUAUCCGCCCAGGCUCCAUACCGCUGGCCGACGCCUUAGUCCCCGCAAGUAUAUUCGCUCCGGACCGGGGAGGAUGCGGGGACGACGCCGAGGACGAGUGCUUCGAGGACAGAGACAUGUUCAACGGCGAGCUCGAGGACUGCGGGGUCGACUUCACCAAUAAGCUGGCACUUGUUAGUCCAAAUGGAGAGCAGUAUGACUCGUUACUUCGCCAGCUGCGGGACAGAAUGGAAGAGGGAUGUGGAGAGACCAUCUACGUGGUCGGGACGGGCUCAGAUGGUUGCGACUGGGGUCUGGAGGAGAAGGACAUGGAGGCCUCAGCAGCCACAGUGCGCUCCAUGUGUGAGCAAGUGGAUGCCGACCUCAUUUCUCUCCGAGAGCGGACUGAGGCUGCAGGUUUGGUUCGCGACUAUCUGAUCCGACGGCGUGUGGGUGAGCUGGACUUCCUGGAGGUCAGGGUUGCAGUCGUGGGUAACGUGGAUGCUGGUAAGAGCACUCUGCUGGGAGUGUUGACGCACGGAGAGCUGGACAACGGGAGGGGUUUUGCCCGGCAAAAGCUCUUCAGACACAAACACGAGAUGGAGAGUGGCAGGACCAGCAGUGUGGGCAACGAUAUCCUGGGCUUUGACCAGCAGGGACAGGUGGUAAACAAACCAGAUAGUCACGGAGGAAGCCUGGACUGGAGCAAAAUCUGUGAGAAGUCCUCCAAGGUCAUUACCUUCAUCGACCUGGCCGGCCAUGAGAAAUACCUCAAGACCACUGUGUUUGGGAUGACCGGACACCUGCCUGACUUCUGCAUGCUCAUGGUGGGCAGUAACGCAGGUAUCGUAGGGAUGACCAAAGAGCACCUGGGCCUGGCCUUAGCCCUGAAUGUGCCCGUGUUUGUCGUGGUGACAAAGAUAGACAUGUGUCCAGCCAACAUCCUGCAAGAGACAUUGAAGCUGCUCCAGAGGUUACUGAAGUCCCCCGGCUGUAGGAAGAUACCCGUGCUGGUGCAGAACAAGGACGACGUCAUAGUCACGGCUUCAAACUUCAGUUCGGAGAGGAUGUGUCCCAUCUUCCAGAUCUCCAAUGUGUCUGGCGAGAACAUGGAGCUGCUCAAGAUGUUUCUCAACCUGCUCUCCUCCAGGACGUCCUACCACGACGACCAGCCCGCUGAGUUUCAGAUCGACGACACCUACUCUGUACCGGGAGUGGGAACAGUCGUAUCAGGAACCACCUUACAGGGACUCAUACGUCUGAACGACACGAUGCUACUCGGGCCCGACCCGUUGGGCAGCUUCAUCCCCAUUGCCGUCAAAUCCAUCCACCGCAAGAGAAUGCCUGUGAAGGAGGUCAGAGGGGGCCAGACCGCCUCCUUUUCCCUCAAAAAGAUCAAGCGUUCGUCCAUAAGAAAGGGCAUGGUGAUGGUUUCCCCGAGGCUGUGCCCGCAGGCUACUUGGGAGUUUGAGGCCGAGAUCCUGGUACUGCAUCACCCGACUACGAUAUCCCCCCGAUACCAGGCCAUGGUCCACUGCGGCAGCAUCAGGCAGACCGCCACCAUCUUGUCUAUGAACAGAGACUGCUUACGGACUGGGGACAAGGCGUCGGUCCACUUCCGCUUCAUCAAAACCCCGGAGUACCUGCACUGCGACCAGAGGCUGGUGUUCAGGGAGGGCCGCACCAAGGCGGUGGGCACCAUCACCAAGCUGUUGCAAUCCACCAAUAAUUUACCAUCCAAUUUUAAACCUCCACAAAUCAAAAUGCAGUCUACAAAGAGGGCGCCGCCGCGAAAAUACGACGGCACCACGGCAACCGACGACGAAGUAGCAACGACGGCGCCGUCGGCAACACAACCGGGCGAGGGAGACGAGGAGCCUCAGAUAAAAGAGGGCAACAAAGAGAACAAGCCAAAGACUGGAGGAGGGAGGAGGAGGGGCGGCCAGAGGCACAAAGGGAAAGGUCAGAACAUCAGCACCAUCUCCACUCCGGCCCCCUCAGGAAUCGGAGGUUCCUAAAGGGCCCUCUUGUCCCUCCCUCUCCGCCAUCACUCCACCGAGUGUCUUCAUUCCACAAACCCUGGAGGAUAGAGAUGUUUGGAGCGAGACACUCCUUCGUCUGACCACUCCUCGCCUCGUCAUCGUCCGGCAUUUUAUUUAUGGAAUUAAUUUUUUUAUUUUUAAAGGGAACACAAGGAUGUACGUCCCAAACCAAAAUACACCUGUAAUGCAUUUUAACGUCGGCUGCCUUUUACUAUUUUUGAAUGAUGGAAAGCAGUGUGGUCCGAGGUGGGCCUCAUUAAGGAGGAUUUAUUCAAUUGUAUGCAUAUUUAAUGAGUAUGAAAUCUACUCAUUCCUCUGGCUCAGUGGAAGGAAAGGAGGCGAAACCCAAAACCAGGAUCCAGUACCACUGAGCAGCUCUACUGAAGCUCCCCGGUGCAUUUAGUGUACUUUUACAUGUCCUAUUAAUGCUCCAGAUGUAAAUUAGAUGUUAGUUGUGCUCCGAUUGGAAAGAUUCCAUUGUACAAAAUGUAUGCAAAUAAUGAAUGUAGCAGAAGGCACAUUGUGAUUUUGAAUUCUAAAUGUAUAUUUAGAAAAUAUUAGAGAUUGCAUUUUAUAAUUGUCAGUUAUUUAUUUGGCAUACAUACAGAAUGUUCACUCGUCAACCUGCGCUCACUUGCACUCUUUAGAUUCAGCAGUAUCCAUCAUGCUUCCACGUUACAGUGUAUACAGUUAUUACACACAAAUACAGCACAUAAUCUGGUCACAAUAGUUGCUCAUGAUUAUAAGACAUGCAGUGCUACUUGUAACUCUAGUACCCCAUGCGUUAUGGCCCGUUGCUGUUAACGUGACAUUUCAAAAACAACUGACCACUAAUAAACGGGCUUUACUUAACUUUAUAAACUGAUUCUCUUUUUUUGUAUGUGCAUUUCUCAAAUUACAUUGAACAUCUUAAUGCUGUGUUUUUUACAGGGUGAACACACAUACUUUAACGGGAGAACAAAUGGGUUUUUAAUAAGUUUAACCGAUUCAGGCUACAUUUCCAUACUAUACGUUACAGAUGGAAAGUGGCAACUGUUGUCUCUAAUUAGAGAGCAGAACACUCUUGUACAUUUCUGAUAAGCAUUACCAUGUGAUUCACAAAGGCUACGAUCAUUUUCUGCACAUGGGGGGAGUUACAGUUAACCAUCAAGUCCAAAGAGUUUCUCAACUGAAACAUUUUCAAGCGCAACACCUGCAAAAAUCUCAUGAGCUCGGCAGGAAUGACAACCAAUAAAGUAAUCAAAAACUAAAGUAACA